AUGCCUCUUGAGUUUGGUGAUGACUUCUGUCCGCCCUGUGAACUGAUUGCUUGGGUUUGGCGCAAGGGGGAUGACCCCUUCGGACGUCAUCCUAUUGCCGUUGUGGAUGUUGUGGAUGUGCAUCUGCCGGAGAUCCGUACUAUCAGUGUUAGCGAUAUUGAUUGUGCUGUUCUCAACAAGAACACCGUGAGCGCCCUCAAAAACGUUCACUGCGCUCAUGUUAAGAUAUCAACGAUGGAGAAGUUUCGGAUGAGAGAGGGAAAGGAAGAAAGGGGAGCACCCAGACGCCAAAAGACGCCACGAGGCCACUUACCUGCUUCUGUGGACCGGCUCGACUUUCUAGCAUGUUGGUUGGCACCUACAGGGCUCACGACCAGUUCGCUGGCGUUGAAGCUAACGAUUGUUUACGCAGCUGGCUCUAUUAAUUCUCACCGUAUUCUCUCGCACAUCCACAUUCGCUCACUCCUCCUAAACCAACGGCCAAUGAAAGUCGAUUUUGUAGUUCCCUCAAAUUGCACCCUUCACUGCACAGGCACCUCGUCUACGCCUCCCAGUUUCCCAUCCCCUCCCUCAGGUUCGGAAGUCAAGCAAUUCUUCACCCUUCUCACCUUCCUCCCGACUGAUGUCGAUCAUUAG
Laccaria bicolor S238N-H82 is the source of this 636-nucleotide messenger RNA. RefSeq lists its product as uncharacterized. The record is from RefSeq and is a predicted model, not a curated record. Lineage: Eukaryota; Fungi; Basidiomycota; Agaricomycetes; Agaricales; Hydnangiaceae. The transcript is spliced from 4 exons. The coding region runs from base 1 to 636 and encodes 211 amino acids.